Clunio marinus is the source of this 180-nucleotide messenger RNA. The record is from the annotation of a GenBank genome assembly. NCBI's taxonomy places the organism in Eukaryota, Metazoa, Arthropoda, Insecta, Diptera, Chironomidae.
AUGUCUUAUCUGCUAUGUAUCAAUACCGGUGAAAAUGAUACUAAUGAAUCGAAACUUCCUACCAAAGCAUCAGAAGUUCCACUAGAAAAAGCACCAGAAUAUGCAACUAUGGCUGAUGCAAUUAAUAUUUCGAAAGCUUCUCAAGAUUUACUGAAACUAACAAAACUGCUUCAAAGGUGA